GAAAACCGGAAGAGGAAGUAAGUCGGCGUUGCACAAACCGGAAGUUGCCCUUUUGGAGUCACAUUGAAGUUCGGCUUAAUUUAUUCAUGGAUUAAAUCGAUAGAAGACCCGCGAGACUUUUCCACAUGAAUGUUUCAUUUAUAAAACACCUCAGAUGUGUGAGUAAAACAUAAAUAAACAUCUAAGAUGUUCACCUCAAAGCUGCUCCGUCUCGGUCUGCUGCACAGAGCCACAGGUUCACUUCAUGUAGAUGGAAGCCAUUUGAAAGCCUCUCUUCCUCGGGUCAUUCCUUCUUGCUGCUCUUUCAUGAAACAGAGAAGUUAUGCAACUGCAGCGGACAACGCUCCUCCUCCGCGUUGGGUGCAGCUGGAGCCUGAGCUGGACGAGGCUCUGGUUCCUCGGAAGCUGUCGGUGAGUCCUCUGGAGAGUUGGCUGUCUCUGCGUUACUCUCUCCCCCCGGUGCUGGAGGCUCUACCUGAGGAGGAGGCAGAGCUGCUGGAGGAGAAGGUCCUACCUCCGGGGUCAGUCCCAGUUUUGGAGGACGGCAGUGGGUCGGCCACGCCUCUUAGUUGUAGAAAUGUGUUAAAGAUUCGACGAAGGAAGAUGAACCGACAUAAAUACAAAAAGCUGCUAAAGAGGAGGAAGUUUGUGAGGAGGAGAGUGAUGGAGAGCAGAGGAAAAAGGAAACAGAAAAGGUUUGAAAAUGACCUCAAGAGAAUUUGGAGAAGAGCUGGACUAAAAUCUGCCCCAGAGGGAUGGGCCGCACCCAAACUCUUCAUUAAAAAACACGGAAAUAAAUAAGACUGAUCCAUUCAGAGGAGAACCACACCUGCACUCACUGUAGUCUGAGGACGCGCUCAUUUAAAGCUCUUUCCUCCUCACAUUCUGUAAAAUAUUGAAUAAACAGCUGAACUCA
Messenger RNA from Periophthalmus magnuspinnatus, 916 nucleotides. It is a transcript of the gene aurkaip1, whose product is annotated as aurora kinase A interacting protein 1. Lineage: Eukaryota; Metazoa; Chordata; Actinopteri; Gobiiformes; Gobiidae. Gene Ontology annotation, biological process: mRNA processing. The record is from RefSeq and is a predicted model, not a curated record. Gene Ontology annotation, cellular component: mitochondrion. Bases 187 to 801 code for a protein of 204 amino acids. The transcript has 4 exons.